AUGGUCACUAUUAUCGAGAAUAACGAAAGUUGCGAUUUGAAGACUGCACGCUCAGAAACAAUGCGUUCCCCUAAAACAGGAUCGGCAAAAACUAUGCUAUGUCGGAUUUGUUUCGACUCUGAAACGGAUGCUGACAUCUUAAUCAGACCAUGUGCAUGUAACGGGACAGUCGCAUUCGUUCACAACGCAUGUUUAGAACGUUGGGUCAGGGCAACUUCCAAUAUACAGUGCACAAUAUGCCAAAGUGAAUUUGAGCUGAUUCCAGCUGGACUAAAAGACUGGAAGGAUAUUUCAUUUCCGAGACCACUCUCUGAUCUUCCUGAGGAUUACAUGGAAUUCGGAUGUACCGUUGCAUGGAUGGUCUACAUGCUUCGCUUUGUAUAUGUCGGUUUACGCUAUGGCUCUCGGUCAAUGAUAGAAAACGUGGACAGUGCAAUUGGAACUGGGACUCUUCGCAGCCUCUGGUGGCUCUCGUUUUGGUUCAAUUUUCUAUAUUAUGGAGCCAUGAGUUUCGUUUUCUACGAAAAGUGGUUGCUGGAUAAUACAAUUUUUAAGUUUAAGGACAGAUGUGAUGAUCAAUAUAGUCAGCGAUCAGUUGCAGAACCUUCCUUGACGAAAUCACAGAGAAAGAAAUUGAGAAACUGA
Molecule: messenger RNA, 645 nt
Organism: Caenorhabditis remanei
Lineage: Eukaryota; Metazoa; Nematoda; Chromadorea; Rhabditida; Rhabditidae
Exons: 3
Coding region: 1-645 (214 amino acids)
Biological process (GO): protein ubiquitination
Molecular function (GO): ubiquitin-protein transferase activity; zinc ion binding
Source: RefSeq, a predicted model, not a curated record